Macrobrachium nipponense is the source of this 624-nucleotide messenger RNA. RefSeq lists its product as uncharacterized. The record is from RefSeq and is a predicted model, not a curated record. The transcript is spliced from 3 exons. The coding region runs from base 1 to 624 and encodes 207 amino acids. Lineage: Eukaryota; Metazoa; Arthropoda; Malacostraca; Decapoda; Palaemonidae.
AUGCAAAAGGAAGGUAUAAAGAUAAAGUGUGAGGGCAGGAAAGAUGUCGAGGAAGGAUUGGCCUGUCUCUCCUCCCUCAACCUCUCCAGUGGCCCAACUUCUGUCGAGAUGGACGCUGCCACAAUGACUCCGGCCCCUGAAGACCCAGCACCUGACCAUUGUGUAAGAUAUUCUCCUUCUCCUCCUCCUCAUGCACAAACUCCUUCCAAUCAAUAUCCUCCACCUUCCCAAACAUCUUUCAAUCAAUAUCCCCCACCUUCCCAAUCAUCUUCCUCAAAACUGCCCUCUCCCUCCAAAACCACAGUGACAACCUCAGCCUCCCAGAGAGCAGGGCCCUCCUCCCCCACCUGCAGUCUACCCCUUCCCCCAACGUGUCACCCUCCUCCCAAGUUACCUCUUCUCUUCCAGUCUAUUCUUCACCUCCCAUCUUCUCCUUCUCAUUUCUCAUCCUUCCUCCUUGCCUGCUCCCCAAAACCUUACAAACCUGUCUCUCUAACCCAUCCUACUCCUGCAACAGAAUAUGCCUUAGAUAUUCCUCUACCUCCUUUCACAAGAUGCACAUGCAUCAUCAGGGAUUAUGAAACAGACAACCCAAAGUCAGAGUGGAAUUUCAACCUGGCUUGA